UGUCAGAGUUAGUGAAGAACAACAUUAAAUCUUUUCCUUGCUUUCCACAAAAUGCUGCUGCACUGAAAAUGGGAAUGUGAACUGCAGGGCACUGACCAGUCCAGAGAACAUCUUAUGGAUUUUGUGAGGACAAAAGGGCCACGUGAAUUCUAAUUUAGAAGCCAAGAUGGAGGUGUUAAUGCCUGAACCCCAGAUUUAUGUGGAAAAGACUCUAGCUAUCAUCAAACCUGAUGUCAUUGAUAAAGAAGAAGAAAUAGAGGAUAUCAUUCUCCGAUCAGGAUUCACGAUCGUUCAGAAACGAAGGCUCCAGUUAAGCCCAGAGCAAUGUAGCAACUUCUAUGCAGACCAAUUUGGGAAAGUGUUUUUUCCUAAUUUAACAGCCUAUAUGAGUUCUGGCCCUUUAGUUGCUAUGGUUCUUGCCAGACAUUGUGCAAUCUCACACUGGAAGGAAUUGCUUGGACCAUCCAACAGCCUGAGAGCUAGGAUAACUCACCCUCACAGCUUAAGAGCACUCUAUGGGACUGAUGAGCUGAGGAAUGGGCUUCAUGGCAGUCUCAGCGUUUCCUCGGCAGAGAGAGAGAUUCGAUUCAUGUUUCCAGAAGCGAUCCUGGAGCCAGUUCCCACUGGACAAAGAGCAAGGGAUUACUUGAACCUGUAUGUGAAGCCAACGUUGCUGGCUGGGCUCACUGCCCUGUGCAAAAAGAAGCCAGCAGACCCAAUGAUUUGGCUCGCUGACUGGUUGAUUGAACACAAUCCUAAUAAACCUAAACUACAAUUUCAUCUCUGAGGAGGAGCAUCGAGGGGUGAGGGCUCAGUGGAAACCAUGUCAGGCAUUUCAAGCUACAGAUGUAUAUUAUCAGUGUGUCCAUUGACUGUGUAACCAAUAUUAUCUGAAAUAAAUGCAUUUAUCAUAACUACUUGUGUCUUCAUGGAAUAAAUAACCUUGCACUUAACCAGGA
This is a messenger RNA of Manacus vitellinus (golden-collared manakin), 959 nucleotides long. It is a transcript of the gene NME5, whose product is annotated as NME/NM23 family member 5. Bases 167 to 787 code for a protein of 206 amino acids. The transcript is spliced from 6 exons. NCBI's taxonomy places the organism in Eukaryota, Metazoa, Chordata, Aves, Passeriformes, Pipridae. Gene Ontology annotation, molecular function: nucleoside diphosphate kinase activity. Gene Ontology annotation, biological process: spermatid differentiation; UTP biosynthetic process; CTP biosynthetic process. The record is from RefSeq and is a predicted model, not a curated record.